This is a messenger RNA of Parasteatoda tepidariorum (common house spider), 447 nucleotides long. Lineage: Eukaryota; Metazoa; Arthropoda; Arachnida; Araneae; Theridiidae. The record is from RefSeq and is a predicted model, not a curated record.
AUGCAGGCCAUCUCCUCUUAUCAAGAGUGUAAGAGCAUGUUAGUCAAGCAGUGCCAGGAAGUCAUAAAAGAACUUUCCCACAAGAUAUUCUUUCAAUGGGUACCCUCACACUGCGGUAUUUAUGGAAAAGAGAUGGCAGAUAUGCUUGCCAAAAGAGGAGUUGCGGUUCUACACAAGCCCAAAACUGAAGCAAGCCUCCAUUCCAUUAAACUGCUGACAUCACUCAUAUAUCAAAAGACUUUUAGUAAUUUUGCCACUCGGGCUUGCGAUGGCAAGCCUUGGAGUGUUCUUUUAACAAAUUCAGCUUUUAUUCCUGACCACCCGCGAUCAGUUGCAGUUGCAGCUUUUAGACUAUUAGCGGGGCAUGACUGCUUGCAGAAUCGUUUAUUUCGCAUUGGACUAGCCGAUUCACUUUGUGUGUUACAUGUGAUAGUGAACGGCCAAUGA